This is a messenger RNA of Dalotia coriaria, 1167 nucleotides long. It is a transcript of the gene Dhdds, whose product is annotated as Dehydrodolichyl diphosphate synthase subunit. The transcript has 2 exons. Gene Ontology annotation, molecular function: ditrans,polycis-polyprenyl diphosphate synthase [(2E,6E)-farnesyl diphosphate specific] activity. The record is from RefSeq and is a predicted model, not a curated record. Gene Ontology annotation, cellular component: dehydrodolichyl diphosphate synthase complex; endoplasmic reticulum. Bases 191 to 1126 code for a protein of 311 amino acids. Gene Ontology annotation, biological process: polyprenol biosynthetic process. Lineage: Eukaryota; Metazoa; Arthropoda; Insecta; Coleoptera; Staphylinidae.
AUAACCUCAAUAAAGUAGACGUGAUGUGUUAGAUAGUCAGCUGGUACGGCUGGUGCAACAUCACUCGCAUUUUACAACAAUUAUUAACAGCUAAUAAUUGUAAAUUAUUAGAUAAAUUAAUUAUAAUUACAAGAGAUUUGUGAUAGGUAGUGAUUUGACAUAUUUGUUAGUUAUAAAUAAGUGAAACAUCAUGAAGGAAAAUGAAACAGAAGAGACCAUGUCCACAUGGAUAUCAAGAAACAACCUGUCAUGGUACCACAAAUUGUGCAUAAACGUCCUGAAAGCAGGACCCAUUCCCCGCCACGUUGCCUUCAUUAUGGAUGGUAAUCGCCGGUAUGCAACGAAAGAAAACGUGGCUACCCGUCUCGGACACUCAAAAGGAUUCGACAAAUUAAGCCAAACCCUCCUUUGGUGUCAAGAAAUAGGCAUUAAGGAAGUAACCGUCUAUGCUUUUAGCAUUGAAAAUUUCGGCCGUAGUCCGGAAGAAGUCGAAACUCUGAUGAGUCUUGCCUCUGACAAAUUUGAGAAACUAUUAGAGGAAGUAGACAAACUACAUGAAAAUGGUCUGUGUAUCAGAAUAAUUGGUAAUUUAAUUUUAAUUCCCGAGGAAUUACGCGCACGUAUUGCUCAAGCUGUCCUCCUCACCAAGGAUAAUGAUAAAGCAUUCCUUAAUAUUGCAUUUGCGUACACGUCGCGAGACGAGAUCACGAAUUCAUUCCAGGUGAUUAAUGAUGGAGUACAUGCGAAGGAAAUUGAUGAACAUGACAUUAGUGAGUACUUGAUUAACAAGUGCAUGUAUAGUGGAAAGAGUACUAAGCCAGAUAUAUUGAUAAGAACCUCAGGAGAGGUUCGGUUUAGUGAUUUUCUGCUUUGGCAAACGUGGAAUACUAAUGUGAUAUUUCACAAAGUUUUGUGGCCGGAUUUUACUAUUUGGCAUUUAUUGGCGUGCGUGUUUUAUUAUCAAAUGUAUUAUGCGCAUCAGACACGGAUUGAGAACGAAUUUGGAUUUGAACAUCGCGAUGACAAGAACGAGAAAGUUGAAUUCUUUUUAAAAAAUUUGGAGAGCAAGCGCAUGAAACAGUUGGAAACUUACGCGUCUUAUCUGACUCAAAAUGUUUCAAAUUAAGGUAGACUUAAAUAAAUUAAAGUUUGAGUGUUGUUUUAGAA